This is a messenger RNA of Oryza sativa Japonica Group (Japanese rice), 2617 nucleotides long. Its product is annotated as putative B3 domain-containing protein Os08g0157700. The record is from RefSeq and is a predicted model, not a curated record. Lineage: Eukaryota; Viridiplantae; Streptophyta; Magnoliopsida; Poales; Poaceae. Gene Ontology annotation, molecular function: DNA-binding transcription factor activity; DNA binding.
CUAAUUGCAAAGAAGCUUCUCCCUUAAUCUCUCUCUCUAAUAAGCUUCUCUCUCUCACAUCAACCCCAUUCCCCAUCAUCUCUUCUCUCCCAUUCCUAGCUAACUAAGCUAUCCCUCUAAUCCUCAUCAAGAUCAUUUCAAAAAGCCCAUUUUUGAUGAUGAUUAGCUAGCUAUCUAUAGAGAUAAGCCCCCAUUUCCAUUCUAAGUUAGUUCUUCCAUUACAUGCACUAAUCACUUUCUUGAUGAAGUCAUAACCUCAGAUAGAUUGGAAGGAUUCUAUUUCUCCCCCUCAGAUCCAAGAAAGAUCCACCCAAAGAAUCCAAGCAAAAAACAAAGGAGAUAUCAGAUCUUUGCCCUAGCUUGCUUGAUUGAUUGAGAGAGAGAGAGAGAAAGAUAGCAAUCCAUCAUCCAUGUACAUGGACUUAACCCUAGGAGGAGCACUGCUGCAGGUAGAAGAAGCCACUGAGGAAGAAGAAGAAGAAGAAGAGGAGGAGCAAGCUCUAGGUCAAGAACCUGCACCGGCUGCGGCGGCGGCGGCGCUGGUGCUAGGUCGUCGCCACGGCGUCGUCGUCGGCGGCGGCGGUGGUGGAGUGGUGGUGGCGGCGGAGCGGGAGCACAUGUUCGACAAGGUGGUGACGCCGAGCGACGUGGGCAAGCUGAACCGGCUGGUGGUGCCGAAGCAGCACGCGGAGAGGUUCUUCCCGGCGGCGGCCGCCGGCACGCAGCUGUGCUUCGAGGACCGCGCCGGGACGCCAUGGCGGUUCCGCUACUCCUACUGGGGGAGCAGCCAGAGCUACGUGAUGACCAAGGGGUGGAGCCGCUUCGUCCGCGCCGCCCGCCUCUCCGCCGGCGACACCGUCUCCUUCUCCCGCGCCGCCGACGGCCGCUACUUCAUCGACUACCGCCACUGCCACCGCCACGGCGGCCGCGACAUCAGCUUCGCCUCCGCCGCCACCGCCAUGCCGGCGGCGGCGUGGCCGCUCUUCGGCCGGGUGCAAACGGCGGCGCCGGUCAGCUACGGCGGCGGCCAUGGGAGUGCGGCCGCAGCAACGAUGUUCUUGGACACGGUGGCGCCCGUCGCCGCCGCCGGCGGCCACCGCGGCGAGGUGGGGCCCUCCGGACAGAGGAGCUUCAGGCUCUUCGGCGUCAAUGUCGAGUGCGGCGGCGACGUCGACGCGGCGGCGGAAGAGGAGGAUGCCGACGACGACGUCGACGACGGUGAUCAUCGCCGAGGUGAAGAAAUGGAGCUUGUGAUGUGGACGAACCAUAGGUAGAGUUAAUUUGCAAAAAUCUAGCUAUAAUCACACAGCUGAUUAAUUACUUGCUUUCAUGAGUAUACUUUAGAUCUGAUUAAUUCCAAUUUGUUAUGAUCGAUAAUGAUGAUUCUAAUUGCACCAAUUAAUUGAUGAUUAGUUCCUUGUUCUUGUUUUUUUGGUUCUUAAACUUGUCUCUCUUGGGUUGAGCUAAUAUCCAGGUAGUGUGAUCAUUUGAAUAUGACCCAAGAGUUUUGUUUAUUUGUUUGGUAGAAUAACAGUAGAUCUGGCUUUGAGAUUCGAUGAAGUGGUCAUGUGUGUUCCAAAUCACGGUCAAUUGCAGUAGUUUUUUGGGUGAUGCUUGAUUCUUCUUAAUUUUAUGCCCAUUUGUUCACUCUCAAUUUAAUUUUAUGCAAAUUAAUUAUAUGUUUAUAGCCACCAAUAUUAAGCAUGCAUGUGAAUUGUGAAUUGAGAAUGAUCAGUUUCUUCAUGACUUUUAUGCAUAUGCCAUGCUGUGCUCCAUGCAUGCAUGUUGCAUAUAUAUCAAAAGGUAAGUCUACAACUUGCUGCGUGUGUUUUUAGACUUUCCACUCCAUUUCGUCGUCGUGUCUGUCCUUUAUAAGUUAAAUUUGCUUUUUCUUCCGAUUCUGUGAGAUUUAUAUGUACGAUAGUUUAAUUAUCCCCUAUAUGUAGAUUAUAUAUUGGGUGUGUGUGUGUGUGUGUGUGUGUGUAUUGUUUGGAUGUAGAGGUUGAUCAUCUUAUCCUAUUUUCUAAAAAAAUCUCCAGAUUAUUACAUGCAUAUGCACAAAAUUUGUAUAUGAAAAUACCCCAUGGACUACUUAUAUAUACGUGUGGUAUACAAUGUAUAUACAUAUAGCUAAUUAAUUAACGUAUAUAUAAUUGUAUACUUGGAUAUAUAUAUAUAUCCAUCUAGCUAAUUAAGAAUACGUACGUGUGGUAGCUCGAUAUAUAUAUAUGCUCUUAUAAGCUGUAUAUACAGGAGGAGCUGGAUUUGAUCACUACAUAUAUAUGCUUUCGAUCAGGCUGCUUUAAUUCAGUAAUGAGUUAAUUCAAUUCACGUACUUAUAAAUUAAAUGAGAAACGAUGGAGUUAACAUAGUAACAAUAUAAUGCAUUAGAAGCAAACUUAAUUAGUUCUUUGGAAUGAAACAAUGAUCUAUAUGCAUCUGACCGAAUAAGCAAGGAAAACGAAAUAUGCAUGCAUGCGUGGUUCCAUUAUUUGAAUGAAAGAAACAUUUUUUUUAUUUCUACCAGGGCUAAAGCCACGUACGGUUUCUAUCUGUAAUCUGUUUAAUUUCUAGUAUAUAUCUGUCUCUUUUAUUAAUUUUAUGCUAGUAUUAUUUA